AUGUCGGUCUUACCCCAGAUUUCAGUCCGCCUUGCCAUCGCCAUCACCGUCUUGAAACACAAGCCGAAGGACCAGUCCAUUCCAAGCUAUCUCCUCGAUCUUCAGUCGCAUUUUUCUUUUUCCGACGAUAGCCAGAAAACGUCUGAUGGGCAUGCAUGGAGGAAUCAUGCGCUCUCACUAGAAAGAGAACUUGAGUCCUUGAAACAAAAGCGGGAAGAGGAUGAAGCAGAACUCGUGCAUCUGCGGCAAAACGCGACUAAGGACUUGCCAGACGACUCGGACGUUGUUCCCUCAAAGAAAAAAACGAAGAAGGUGGGCAAAACUCAGGAACUUCAACUUCGGGACAAUGACUGGCCUGCAAAACGGGGAGAACGUCUCAAUGCGACAGGCCAAUUAUCAUCAUCCCUCACCGGAGCGUUCACCUCCCUCCAAAGUGUUCUCAACUCAGUAAGUUCGCAGACAGGUGACGGACCACUAGGCAACUCGGGCCUGCUAGCUGCGAUCACUCGUACAAUUAACGCCAUCGGUAAAUUCCUAGACCUCCAAAAUAUUUUGACAUCUUCUGUGCCAAUGGAACUCAACGAGACGAGAAUUGCAAUGGCCUCCCCACUCCUGGUCCAUCUCUUGCGUGUCGCUCUUCCAGCCCUCUUCCACCAAGACAUCAGCAAUUCCAGCAGCACCGCUGUAUCCCGCCUCGUCGACACCUUGUUUGUUCCUAUUGUAUGCAGUUUCACUCCCGUAUCCCGGGCAUACAUUAUGCACCAUCUAGACGCAAGCUUGGUUAAAAAAUCUUCGAAAGGCCGCAAGGGAAGCGAAAAGGUAUCGAAACCUCCCAGCCAAACACUCGUUCCCGACCCUCGUAUGGACCUUUUGACUCUUCUCGGCGAGGCGCUGAAUACGUUAGACUCGAUAUCACCCCGCCACUCUGGGUAUACAGAUGGCAUCAGGGAGCGCAUAGCACUGGAGUCGAUUCGGGCGCUAGAGUCUUUGCUCUCUACAACAACUACCGACGGGACUAUUGGCAGCAAUGCAACUUCAGAGGAAGCGUCUUGUGGCCCGGAAUCAUCGCAGGCGUCGAAUCUACACAAACGGAGAACUGUGCUCGAUAGAAAGGAUAGGCUCGAGUCCCUAGUGCGGAAAGAUGCGACAUGGUAUCUAUGCCACAUACUCAACUCUUGCGUUAGCACAGGCGGACCGAAAGACGGGCUUGUAUCUAUGCUCAACGGUGCUCUUUUUGAUGGUGCUGCAAGAAUCAUGAAGAUGUGCAUCUCCAUGGACUGUGACGGUGUUGCGCAAGUUGGAAGGAGGUGUGCCAUCGAUGUGAUGUGCCGAAAUAUGGUCUUGGCCGCUUGUGAAAAGACAGUCAGUGCCAUACCUCAAGAGAAACUUCGCUGUAAUGUUUAGUAGCUUUCGUUGACUAUGAUUUUGCUUCACUCUGUACAGAACAAACACAAUACCAAUCUUGGAGGUUUAUUUAGUUGAUAAGUGGUAGAAUCGAUCGUCACUUGAUUCCAGACAUCGUGUCCAGGCAGCCCUUUCUUCCACAAAUUCUAGAAUGUCUUCGUCAGAGGGCUGACGUUCCAUAUCUUUAAACCAACAACUCUGGAUGAAAUUCCAGUCGCUGUCCUCGACAACAGACCCGGGCGGCCUUCUGGGGCUUGUUCCGCGUGAUAUGUUGUUAAUUAUGAUUGCGGAUGUAGUGGUUACGUGCCAGUAGCAUGAUCCCUAUGAAAGAGUAUACAUCACUUUUCGGAGAGAAUACCGGCGCCGACUCAUUGCCUUCAUCGUCGAGCGCCAAGCAUUCUGGGGCCAUGUAG
This is a messenger RNA of Suillus bovinus, 1817 nucleotides long. RefSeq lists its product as uncharacterized. The coding region runs from base 1 to 1404 and encodes 467 amino acids. The transcript has 6 exons. NCBI's taxonomy places the organism in Eukaryota, Fungi, Basidiomycota, Agaricomycetes, Boletales, Suillaceae. The record is from RefSeq and is a predicted model, not a curated record.